AUAAAAGGGGAUUUUAGGGUAAAAUUGAUCUCGUGAAAGUGUUACCUCCUUUUGGAACAUCAAUUCCAUUUUUGUGGGACCUUUCAGAAUCGAAGGUCCUUUCAAAGAUUUGGAGCUAUGGCUUCUUCUAGGAGAUGCGCCACCCUCAUUUGCUCCAUUGCUUUUUCAAUAUAUUUCUUUAUUAUCAUUUUUCAAGUUCCCAUUUUCAGUGUUCCAUGUAGAAUUGGAAUCUGUAAGACACCGAUGGAAGUGACAUCUUCUCAGUUAAUUGCAAGUGAGGUCUUCCCUCGUUCUAUAGUGAAGAUCCUUUUCUACCCUGGCGCUGUUGCAAAGGCAAUUUGCAAUCAGAAAACCAUCCCAAGCUACAAAAAUCUGCUAAACAUUCACCAGUUCAAUACAAGGGCAAUGUCUGCUGCAUCAGAUAUCCAACACCUAGAGGUUCUUGCAGGAAGCUACUUGUCUGUGGGAGGAGCAAUCACAGGGCUGAUAAAACCAGGGAGAAUGGGCCUUUUUGGAGUACUUCUUCUUAUGUGGGGUGUCAUUAGAGAGUCCAUAAUGGGAACAUCUGGUUUCGCUCAAACAAAAGGCAUCCACAUCUAUCCAGCCAUGUAUAUUGUACUAAUCUCAGCAUUCUUCUCUAUUAGAAAGGAUGUCAGAAAGUUAAUUCGUACAUUCACUCGAAAGCAUGUUGUGAAGGUUAAACGUUUCAAAUCAAAGGGAAAAUGAGACUUGUAAUGACAUGCAUACGUCCAUGGCCUAAUUGGCUAUGAUGCCUGAAUCUGAUAGGUAGGUAGCACUUACAUUGCUCAGUGCAAUUGCAAACACAGGAAUAGAAAAAUUCUGAAUCACAGGGUUGCUAGUGGUGAUUACGCUGCAUGGAUUUUUUGUAUUGUUCAUGAAUGACAAUGACUUGCAGAAAUUGUCAAGCGCAUUCAUUGCUGCUGUUCUGAAUAGGGAUUUGACAAUUCUUUAAGAUGUGCAAAUUCAGUUUAUUGUGCACUCUUAGUUCUUUCAUUGCAUUGAUCAAAUUCAAACAAAAGGAUGCCAUUAUUUAUUUGUUUUCAGAAAGAUGUGUAUAUGAGCUGAGUGAGUUGCAGACAUAGUUUUCUUUGUUGAGUGCAUUGAAUACUGUUCUGAAUAGCAAACUGAGAGCAUUCUUUAGAAGAUGUACAAUGCAGCUUAAGAUGGGAAGUGUUGGUUCUUUCAUUGCAUUUGUUAAAUCUAAAGAAGAGGAUGUUCGUUUCCUAAACUCAAAC
Messenger RNA from Vigna radiata var. radiata (mung bean), 1256 nucleotides. RefSeq lists its product as uncharacterized. Lineage: Eukaryota; Viridiplantae; Streptophyta; Magnoliopsida; Fabales; Fabaceae. The coding region runs from base 118 to 726 and encodes 202 amino acids. The transcript is spliced from 3 exons. The record is from RefSeq and is a predicted model, not a curated record.